CCGCUCACAUCGGCGUGGGUAUCAGUGGUCAGGAGGGCAUGCAGGCGGUCCUCUCCAGCGACUACUCCUUCGCCCAGUUCCGCUUCCUGCAGCGCCUCCUGCUGGUGCACGGCCGCUGGUCCUACCUGCGCAUGUGCAAGUUCCUGCGCUACUUCUUCUACAAGAACUUCACCUUCACCUUCGUCCACUUCUGGUUUGCCUUCUUCUGCGGCUUCUCUGCGCAGACGGUGUACGAUGAGUGGUUCAUCACACUCUACAAUCUGGUGUACACAGCACUACCUGUCCUGGGAAUGAGUCUGUUCGAUCAGGAUGUGAACGACGUGUGGAGUUUCCAGCAACCUCAGCUCUACGUGCCCGGUCAGCUCAACCUGUACUUCAGCAAGAAGGCCUUCUUCAAGUGUGCCCUCCACAGCUGCUACAGCUCCAUGGUGCUCUUCUUCAUCCCCUACGCCGCCAUGCACGACACGGUGAGGGGGGACGGGAAGGACGUCGCCGACUACCAGUCCUUCGCCCUGCUCACACAGACAUGUCUGCUGUUUGCCGUCACCAUCCAGUUGUGUUUGGAGAUGUCUUACUGGACGGCGGUGAACACUUUCUUCGUGUUGGGCAGUCUGGUCAUGUACUUUGCUGUCACGUUCACCAUGUACAGUAACGGCAUGUUCCUCAUGUCUCCGUCAGCCUUCCCUUUUAUCGGAACAGCCCGUAACUCUUUGAACCAGCCCAACAUUUGGCUGACGAUCCUCCUCACCUCCAUCCUGUGUGUCCUUCCUGUGGUCACAUACCGCUUCCUGUUUAUUCAGCUCUGCCCCACCAUCAACGACAAGAUAAUGUUUAAGGUGAGACAGGCCAAAGCCUCACCCGCCCCCCCGCCUCGACGCACCCGAAUCCGGCGCACCAGCUCCCGCCGCUCAGGCUACGCCUUCUCCCACGCGCAGGGCUAUGGGGACCUGGUGACCUCGGGGCGCUUCUUGCGGCGCCCCGCUUUGUCCCGAUCCUCAGGUUUGACCAACGCAGGCCGCACCACCACAGGCUUCAGUCCCAUGGGCCGAUCGGCGGGAUACAGCCCGACGGGACGACCGCAGAACGCCAAGGUCUCGGAUGUGGAAGUUACGUCGCUGCAGAUGUACAGAACUAUCACUGACCCUUCCCUCUGACAGAGAGAGGGUUCACUUUAAGAUCUGGGAGGAGGUAUGAUGUCACUUGGACAGCAACUGGUGUUUUAAAAGCUUCCAUUUGUUCAAUGAAGAACUUGCUUGGGCUUUCCGGAAAAAGUCAUAUUAUCUGCACGGUCGACCAAAGCAAGGUUUUGAAAUGACCGUGCAUUUUAUUUUGUAACACUUUUAUCAAAGGGAACUACAGCAAAGUGUGCCGAUGGAUCCCUUUCUUUAGAUCAUGAGUGUUCAUGUUCAACAUGCCUCAUGCAUAGCCAUCACAUGAGAGGACAAUGGAAACAGCUACAGGGUGAUUCACUCACAGAUAGGAACAACCACAGAAACCAGGGGAAACUUUUUGGCUUCAAGAAAAGGACAAAGUGUCAUCAUGUUUACAGAUUUCCCGGAUUUCCUUUACCUCGGGAGUCUAGAUGCACAGCAGGGCUUUGUGCAGAGGAAACAACCAGCAAAGCCAUUUUUGUAUACAAUUAUUUUUUAUUUUUGGUGUCUUUUUUAAAGCAUUUGAUUGUUUUCUCUUUAAAGAUUUUUGCACUUUGGCAGUGGGAGAUAACUGAAUGUUUGAACGAUCAUGAAUGUUUCGUAGACAAAGUUCAUAUGCUCAGUGACGGCAAAAGUUAAGAAAAUCUGCUGGUUUAUAAUUGUUUACUUCAAUCAACCUUCUCUGGCUGCAUUUAAGAGGUUUAUCGUUCUGUACACAAAGUUAUAUUGGUGAUAUUUCAAUCGAUACCUCAAGGUUUUCCACUAGUUCAGCAUCUUCGGUGCAGUCUUAGCAUUCUGCAUUCAGAGCCAAACGCAUGUGUUAAAGGGCCAGUGUGUCAUAUUUAUUAGGAUCUUUUAGCAGAAAUAAAUAUGUAUAAUAUUAAUUUCAUUAAUGUAAAUCCUCUUUGGACAAUUGGUUGUGUGUAUUUGAUCUUAGGAUAAGCACACCUACAUUCAGUUGGCUGCAAUGCUUGAUACCGCUAAAUCCUACAAACUGCAGGUCCCUUUAAAAGUGACGUAUAAGCCAUUUUGAUUUGACAUUCCAUUAAAAAGCUGUUUAUGAGAUACUCCAUCAUAUCAUAAUAAGUCAUUAUUUUACUAGCGAACUAGCUUGCUGCAGUGUAUGUGGCAAUCAACUUGGUAGUAAGCAGUAUUUCUAAUUACUUUCCUCGAUCUUUUUCUCUUCAGCUUAAUGAAAAUAUAAUUCCUGUAUAUUGCAAUGCAGAAACAGCGCUGACAAGAAUAUUUGAUGGAAGAUGAUGAGGUUUUAUGCAACCCAGUCAAGAACUAGUAAUGUUUUUAUGUGAAGCAAACAUAUUGUAUACAGUCUGGUAGCUUGUCCCCUCUGUGGGAUCAAUCUUCAAGCAAUUAUUUUAGUGUUUGAAGGUUUCCAAACUGAUUUUUUUUUGUGUAAUUGUACACAUAAUAUCUGACCAUAUCUUUAUUUUUCCAUGGAUAUGCAAUUACUGUUUUUAAUCGCUCAUCAUCUUUUCAACUACAGUUAAAUUUAAACCAUUAGACUGGCCCUGUUAUCCCUUUCCUGUAGUCUGUUAUAUGUGUUUGUGUGCAUGUAAAUGGUCUGCAAAGGCUAAAAUUCCAAAGUUA
Molecule: messenger RNA, 2756 nt
Organism: Notothenia coriiceps (black rockcod)
Lineage: Eukaryota; Metazoa; Chordata; Actinopteri; Perciformes; Nototheniidae
Product: probable phospholipid-transporting ATPase IM
Exons: 6
Biological process (GO): Golgi organization; phospholipid translocation
Cellular component (GO): plasma membrane; trans-Golgi network
Molecular function (GO): ATPase-coupled intramembrane lipid carrier activity
Source: RefSeq, a predicted model, not a curated record